GACAGAGAGGCGAAAGAGCAGAAAACUGCUUGUUGUGUCAGCGGCGGCUCCGGCUAGAGGGAGGAAUAAACUGGGAAUCGUGUUUGGCCGUGUUUUCUUAUUUCCCUUUCAGGAAUACUUUUAUUUCCCCUUAAGAAGAUAUGAGACGAGUUGUACGACAGAGCAAAUUCCGUCAUGUCUUUGGCCAGGCGGUGAAGAAUGACCAAUGUUACGAUGACAUUCGGGUCUCAAGGGUCACAUGGGACAGCUCCUUCUGUGCAGUCAACCCCAAGUUUGUUGCCAUAAUUAUCGAGGCCAGCGGUGGCGGAGCUUUUCUUGUUCUCCCUCUUCAUAAGUCGGGACGCAUUGACAAAUCCUACCCAACAGUAUGUGGUCACACAGGCCCUGUGUUAGACAUCGACUGGUGCCCCCACAAUGACCAAGUAAUUGCAAGCGGCUCCGAGGACUGCACAGUGAUGGUAUGGCAGAUUCCUGAGAAUGGCCUUGUGUCAUCGAUGUCUGAACCAGUGGUGGUUCUGGAAGGCCACUCAAAGCGUGUGGGAAUCAUCACGUGGCAUCCAACAGCACGUAACGUCCUUCUUAGUGCCGGUUGUGACAACCAGAUAAUCAUCUGGAAUGUGGGCACAGGAGAGGCUAUGAUCUCCUUGGAGGACAUGCAUCCAGAUGUCAUUUAUAAUGUUAGCUGGAACCGCAAUGGUAGCCUUAUCUGUACCUCCUGCAAGGAUAAGGCAAUCCGUGUCAUUGAUCCCCGCAAGGAGACCAUUGUUGCCGAAAAGGAGAAGGCGCAUGAGGGUGCUCGACCCAUGAGAGCCAUUUUCCUGUCUGAUGGCAACAUCCUCACCACCGGCUUCAGCCGCAUGAGUGAGAGACAGCUGGCUCUCUGGAACACGCAAAACAUGGAGGAGCCAAUGACUGUCAAUGAGAUGGACACGAGCAAUGGAGUACUGCUGCCCUUCUAUGAUCCAGACACCAAUGUUGUUUACCUCUGUGGGAAGGGGGACAGCAGCAUUCGUUACUUUGAGAUCACAGAUGAGGCUCCAUACGUUCACUUCCUCAACACCUUUGUCACCAAGGAGCCUCAGAGGGGUAUGGGCUACAUGCCCAAGAGAGGCCUUGAUGUCAAUAAGUGUGAAAUUGCAAGGUUCUAUAAACUGCAUGAAAGAAAGUGUGAGCCUAUUGUAAUGACUGUACCAAGAAAGUCGGACCUGUUCCAGGACGACUUGUACCCAGACACAGCAGGACCAGACCCUGCCCUGGAGGCAGAGGAAUGGUUCGAGGGGAAGAAUGGAGACCCAAUCCUCAUAUCCCUAAAGAACGGCUAUGUCCCUGGCAAGAACCGAGAGUUCAAAGUGGUCAAGAAGAACAUUCUGGACAGCAAGGUCAACAAGAACGCGGAGAACUCCAGCCCUGCCAACAAGUCUGCUUCUUCAACUCCAUCAAUUAAAUCUGAAGCAAAGAUGGAGGAGAUCUUGAAAGAAAUCAAAUCCCUCAAGGACCUGAUCAGCAGUCAGGAGAAGCGAAUCAUCAAACUUGAAGAACAGAUGUCCAAAGUUGCCAUUUAAGGACCCUUUAUCCCCCCCCCCCAGCCCACUCCCCAAUACCAUUACAAUCCAGGACAUUCCUUUAGCUGAGGGGUAAGCGGGAACAACAAUCGUCUGUUUCUGACAGCGUUUGGUCCUGGCAACCAACAAUCCCCAGCAACAUUCCAGAUGAACUUUUUCUUUACAAAAUCCCAACCCUCAGUUAAACACAGGUGGAAUAAGAAGGAAUUGGUUAAUUUAGCAGAAAAUAUUUUUGUUUUUUGGCAUCAAAGAACAUUCCUUUUAUUCUGUCAGUCUUUUAUUUCACCUAGUUAUAUUAAAAAAAGGUCUUAAUUCGUCCAAUUUCUGACUGACCAAAACAGUUCCAGUUUUCUCUAAUGUCUAUACAUGUUUAAGUAGGUGCCAGUGUUUCAUCUUAGCACGUCACAAAGCAAAAAUGUUGCCAAAUUUAAAUUGUUUACGCCUCCUGAACAGUAUUUUUGUUUUGUUUUUCUGUGAGACUGUUUCAAACACAAACAGUGAAGCUUGGUGAAGUAGACUGUUUAUAUAAAGAGGAGAAUUUAAUCAUUUCACUUCUAUAAAAAACUACAGGUAAAGUAACCUCAGUAAAAACCAUGACAGACAUGUCAGGUGUGUUCAAAGAAAAUACAUUCCAGUUUUCCCAUCAACACUGAACAAUCUCUAGACAAUCUUCCAAAUCACAAAGGUUUUUAUUAGUUGAAUCUGAACGAAUCCAUUCCUUCCUUGUGCUUUUUCUUAACUCGGCACAAAAAACUAUUUGUGGAGAUGCAUACCUUUUCCCUUUGAUACCUGAACACGCUCUCUGAAAUUAUUGCAGAAAAGGACAUUCCACUGAUCUUAUUGACUUUUCAAGAAAGGACCAAGAAAAACCCUCCAGCUUCCUCUCUCUGUAAUCAGUCUGCUGUAGGGACUCUGAUGCUGGCCGCUCAGUUUUUGCAUUGUGUGCCUCACAUGGGAAGAACAACCUGAGCAUUUUUGUUUCCAUCAUGGUUUUUUCCCCGCAGGAAUCUGAGCUUCCAAAGUCAGAGUUUGUUGUAAAUGGUCUUGCUAAACCCAUGUGUAGUUGGUUCUAGUAAUUUUUGUUUUUUUUUUCGUGGAGGGGGGGUGGUAUUUUCCUCACUUUUUUGUUUAUCCGUAAACCCAAAUCUGUGUGUUCAGUACAGAUGAAAUGCCAUCAAAUAACACACUGAUUUGAUUAUUUUAGAGCCUCUUAUGAUAAAGCUGUAUAUUAUGAAAGAAGCUGUUGAUGAUGGAAGUUAUAAGCCUGAGAAGAAGCACAUGCCUCGUGUCUUUGAGCUCCUUAGUGUCAGUUUGAAUAUUUCUGCUUUGUUAUCAGUUCAAGCUAUAACGAUGGUUCAAGACCUGCCUAAGAUUAAGGAAAACAGAACCGUUCAGACACCACUUACCUUUUUUUUCUUUUCUUUUUUUAUCCCGUUUCUUGUUCCAGCUGUGCUUGUAUCCCUCUCAGCACUUCCACUUUUAGAUCCUGAGACUUUCUAAAUCAGUGUAGUUGUUCCAGAUUCCAGAACCAUUGGGUUGUCUCACUGGAGUUGUUGUCGUGCUCCAACAGAAGCUCUAUCUUUUUUUUCUUUUUUGUUCCCGUGAGGUUUUAGAUUUGUUUCCCUGUGGGAAGCUGAGAUGAAUUAAUGGUUCAGUCUGUUGUUUGCCUUCGUUAGUCAACACUGUACAGACCUGAAAGUGCCAUAGAGGAACCCUGAAAGUGUGCUGGAGGAUGUGUAGCGAAUGGAGGGUUUGAAAGGUGCCUGGAUUUAAAGCCACUUUUAGGUGCUAUACUUUAUACUCACACCCUGUUCCUAAAGUGCUGUUUGUCACCAAGCUGGAUGACUCCAUGAAGUCCUGCCAGUCAUUCUGACGCUUACACCAGGCAGCAUUAUCGCUCUGUCUAAUCCAAGCAUUGAGCCACUGACAUGCUGACAUUUUUAUUCUUGGUACGGGUAUAAAAAUCGCUUUUUAAACUGAUUUCAAGCCAAGAAUUUACCGGCUGUAACAUGGCCUUAGAAGUCAGUGGCCAUCAAGGUGCACUUUGAGCAGAGUGUUGUGCAUUAACAGGAUAUCUAAUGAGGCUGCCACCUUGUAGAUUUAAUUACAUGGUUGGCACAAGAACUUUAGUAUCUAACAGCAAUUUAAAGGGACACUAUAGGUGGAAGUGGCGCUGGAAGAUAGGUGUAUGUUUGUAAUUGGGGAUUAGGAAAAUGAGUGAAAGCUGUGUAAAUAUGAUCAGGAAUCAUUUGGGGUUUUAUUUGUUUUUUUGUGGAUGUGCUGAAGAGGGUGUUUGUAUGGGUGAUGGGUUUUAAACGUCCCCUCCCCCCCCUUGUUUGUGUCCCUUGUACCUUGCCAUACCACCAUAUCAAAAAAGCAGAACCUCCAUUGCAUACGAGAAUCGAGAAACUAGAUCAGACAAGAACCAACCAGGAUUAAAGCCUCGGUGAGGUCUG
Molecule: messenger RNA, 4018 nt
Organism: Cyprinodon variegatus (sheepshead minnow)
Lineage: Eukaryota; Metazoa; Chordata; Actinopteri; Cyprinodontiformes; Cyprinodontidae
Gene: coro1ca
Product: coronin-1C
Exons: 11
Coding region: 141-1562 (473 amino acids)
Biological process (GO): neural crest cell migration; actin filament organization
Molecular function (GO): actin filament binding
Source: RefSeq, a predicted model, not a curated record